Galleria mellonella (greater wax moth) is the source of this 2898-nucleotide messenger RNA. RefSeq names its product lipase member H-like. The record is from RefSeq and is a predicted model, not a curated record. The transcript is spliced from 3 exons. Bases 178 to 1245 code for a protein of 355 amino acids. NCBI's taxonomy places the organism in Eukaryota, Metazoa, Arthropoda, Insecta, Lepidoptera, Pyralidae. Gene Ontology annotation, molecular function: lipase activity.
ACAAGUAUUCGCAAAAAAAAAAAUACUAACAAUAAUAUAAAGACCUGAAAAGACAUAAAAAACUUUAGUUAUUUAGUAUUUACUAGAUUUAAAGGAAACUCAUAAAUACGCUUACAUUCAUAAAAACUCUGGCUAGUGAGAGACGUUGGUCAUUGUAUAAAAUAAUUUUCGAAAAAUAUGUUCACCGAAUUUGUUAUAUUUAGUCACCUUAUGACAUUGCUUUGUUCCCCGUUAGUCGAUGCAGAUGUUACUGGAUUUAUCAGCGACUGUCCCGGUUCAGAAAAGCCUUCCAUAAUUACAAAGGAAAAUUUAAAUUACCUGAGUAUCACGGUCUUAGGAGCUAAAUCUAAUACAAAAAGGAUGUAUUCCUACUAUCAAAUGGAGCAAUUUGCUAAAGAUCCCAACAUGGAUUAUACCAAGAAAACCAUGAUUUAUGUUGGUGGUUGGAUAGACAGUGCAGCUUCUCCUGUUGCUUUGGUAUUUCAAAAUGUCUAUAGAAAUUUGGGAUAUAACAUUUGGUUGGUGGAUACUAGUAGAUUUACAAUUAUGGUGUAUCCACGGGCGGCCCGACUAAUACGUACUGUGGGUAAGCACGUCGGCGAAAUGUUAUACAACUUAACCCAACAUAACGUUGGCUUCAAUCCGAAGAAAAUCGAGAUGUUGGGCAUAAGUCUUGGCGCGCAAACAAUGAGCUACAUAGCCAAAACCUACAAAGCACUGUCCGGUACGAAAAUAGGUAGACUGACCGGUUUAGACCCAGCCGGCCCCUGUUUUAGGAACUUAGGCCCCGAACAACGACUGGACAAAAGUGACGCCGAUUUCGUUGAUGUGGUUUCGACAAAUAUCGAUGGCCUCGGAAUGCCCGGUCCCAUUGGCCAUGUUAAUUUCUACGUGAACGGUGGAGAACAUCAGCUCAAUGAUAUGGCUUGGGCAUACUGCGAUUUGCUUUGUAGUCAUCUGAAAGUACUUCAGAUAUGGUAUUCCGCUGUGAAUAAUCCGCAUUCGUUUAUAGCGAUGCAAUGCGACUCGGUACAACAAGCCAGGGAGAUAAAUUGUUACGAACGUCAACCGCUUGUGACGAAUGUACUCGGUCUCAAAGUUAAUAAAACGAAACAGGGCAUUUUCUUUUUAGCGACGACAUAUUAUUAUCCUUACCAUAUGGGUAAGAAGGGAUUGAAAAGAAAAUAUGAUCCUAAUAGAAGUGCCGCAAGAAAUAUGAAUUUGGACGAUGUGUUGAUUUUAUAAAAUUAAGCAUUUGAAUUGUUUAUUGUAAAUGAAUAAUUCAAAUGCUUAAUUUUAUAAUUCCAAUGCUUAAUUUUAUAAUUCAAAUGCUUAAUUUUAUAAUUCAAAUGCUUAAUUUUAUAAUUUAAAUGCUUAUUAUUAAAUUAUGAAUUGGUUAUUGUAAAAUAGGUACAAUUUAUGAAUGUUUAUUUGACUUUGUCUGAAAAGUCGUUAGUAAAUUUACUUAGGAGUUUAAUUAUUAAGAUUAUAUUUUAAAUAAAACUGAUAAAAAUGUUUAUUCUCUUUUUCGCUUUACAGUUUCUUAUUUUAGAUAGUUUAAUUCUUUAUUAAAAGACUUUUAAUGUUUAAUUUUGUUGUGUUACAACUUUUAUUAAUUACUAUAUUUUUAUUUUUUUAAUUCUAACUUAAUAUCAGUUGUAUAAUAGUAAUAAGUAGUAGUAUAACUACAUAUAAUAACUGACUACAAACACAAAGGUGCAAGUUCGAGUACAUUUUCGAGUAUAUUUGUAAUUCAAAUAUGUAAUCGCAUUUGUGACCGUAACUGGUCUACGCUAAGUUCAAGAUUGUAUAAUAGCUUUACAUUAUUGUAAUAGUGUAACUACCUGUAGUCAGAUGUAACUGCUGUUAAUUACGUUCCAUUGAUAAAAUAAUGUCAUAAAAUUUUUAUAAAAAUAUUAUUAUACGUAAACGAUGUCUCGACCAUAGCUAGUCUGCAUCGAAUUUUGGUAAUAUACACGCAGUAUUUUUUUUCAAUGGGUGAUGAUGGAAUGGUAACUCCGCCUGCGCUAACGGCAUACACCGGCGGGGCACCAGUGAAGGAUGAUAGGUGAGGAUGAAGCGAGUCAGUUAGCCAAUCGUGACGAAUUCAACAAGAAUUGUUCACGAUAGUUUCCAGGGGGAACCACGUGGAAUAUACGCGCAGCUAUGACAGUGCAUGCAUUUACAGUUUUACAGUAUUACAAUAAUACGACUGCAUGUAGUCAAAUUUGACUGUCGAAGAUGAAAUUUGCAUGAAUUUUAUAGUAUAUUAUUAUGAUUUAUAUAGUACAGUAUAAUAUAUAAUAUUAUUAUGUGUUACAAUCAUUCAUUACUCCUUAAUGAGCUCCCUGCCGAGGUUUUCCCGAAAGACUACAGCAUGGGGUUCUUCAAAAGGGGGGUAAAGAGGUUUCUUCAGAGUCGGCAACGCGCGCGUAAUACCUCUGGUAUUGCAGGCGUUCAUAGGCUACGGUAACCGCUUACCAUCAGGUGGGCCGUAUGCUUGUUUGCCACCUCAGUGGUAUAAAAAAAAAUACUUAUAAACAUUAAAAUUAACUAUUAAAUAUUAUUCUUAAUUUACAUAAAGUUAUAGUUGCUUAUAUAUUAGAUGUAAUAUACUAAGAGUAAAUAAUGUUUUUUUUUUUUUUUUUUUUUACAACACAGGGGGCAAACGAGCAUGCGGCUCACCUGAUGGUAAGUGACUACCGCCGCCCAUGAUCACCCACAACACCAGCGGCAUUGCAGGUGUGCUGCCGGCCUUUUUUCUUUUGCAAAGAGUCAAAGAGUUUAUUAUACCUAUUUGUUUGUAUAUAUAAAAUACAAUACACUCUUGUAUUAUGUCGUUAUAUUAAACAUGUUGUAAAUACCUUUUGCUUAAUAAAUAAAUAUUUCAGUGUCAUA